This is a messenger RNA of Heterotrigona itama, 5557 nucleotides long. NCBI's taxonomy places the organism in Eukaryota, Metazoa, Arthropoda, Insecta, Hymenoptera, Apidae. The record is from the annotation of a GenBank genome assembly.
GCGCCACAAUCUGCGCAUGUCCAGUAUCUGAAUAGCUGAAGGUGAAUGUGUGUCUGACAUGUGCUUGUAGGUUAUGUUCACGUUUCUCAAUAUUGUGUUUGUUUCUCGUUAAUUUCAAACGUGUGCAGUGCCGUCUUUUGAAGUGAACAUUAGAAAAAUAAAAAAAAUGACUGUAAAAGAUAUGGAUAUUUCCUUGAAUAUUUCUGCGGAACCUGUUGCCAGAGAGAAAAUAGGAACAGAAGAUGAUACUAUUCUUAAUUUAAUGAGACAAAAGAAAAAUAAUGUAGCUGAAAGUAAAGUUGCAAGUAAUAAUGAAUUAAAACAAGACUCUGUUAAGGAAAGUAAUACCACUAAAAAAAGAAUUAAACAAAAAUCGUUAGGAGCAAUUGUUGUACAGAGAUUAAAAAGAACUAAUCAAAAUCAAUCUUCUAUUGUACAAAAUAAAUUAAAGUCUAAACCACAAAUAAAUCUCAAACAUACAUCACAGCAGAAAAUAUCUAAAGAACCUAUAAAAGCGCAAAAGAGUGAUAUAGAAACAAAUAACUCUUUAUCCAACAAAAGUAAUGAAGUUUCUGAUGUUCCAAAUAUUUCAUUUACUAAAGUUACAAGAGAGAAUUUUGGCAAAACUUUAUUAGCAAGAAAAAGAAAAAUUACUGAUACAGAUUCUAAAAGAACACUGUCUAGUGUAUUCUCAAAACAAUCAGAAUCUGAAACUAAACAGGUUAGUUUGUUAGAUUCGUUAAAACAGAAAGAAAUAGAAAAAGAUGAUGUGCCAGAAAAGAAAACUAGAAAGGAAUUCAAGAAAGAGUCUGGAGAAUCUUCUAGUUUACCUGAAAGGAUAGGUUUUAAUAAAAAGAAAAAACAAUUAGAGAAAUCAAAAACUGAUAGUAAUAAUACAGAAGAUAAUGAAAAUACACAUAUUUCUCAUAAGUCUGUUGGGAAAAUAUCUUCCUUAUUUGGACAUAAUCCAGAAAUACCAAACAUUGGACAAAGAUUAAUAAAACCGAUAAAUGAGCCAAUCUUUACAGGCACAACCUUUGAUGAUCUUAAAAUACAUCCCUUUACGAUAUCUAAUUUAGAGCAAAAUAUGCAUAUAACCAAAAUGACUACAGUACAACAAAAAGCAAUCCCCCAGAUAUUUUUAGGAAAAGAUGUUUUAAUUAGAUCACAAACUGGUUCUGGAAAAACACUAGCAUAUGCUUUGCCUAUAGUUGAAUGUUUACAUAAAAUUAGACCAAAAUUAAAUAGAAAUAGUGGUUUAAAAGCCCUUAUAGUUGUUCCAACUAGGGAACUAGCAUUACAAACUUAUGAGUGUUUCUUAAAAUUAACAAAACCAUUUACGCGGAUUGUACCAGGGUAUUUGGCAGGUGGUGAAAAAAGGAAAGCAGAAAAAGCUAGGCUGAGAAAAGGUUGCAAUGUUUUAGUUGGUACACCAGGUAGACUGUUAGAUCAUACAAAACGGACGGCAGCUUUAAAGUUGAGCGACGUUAAGUAUUUCGUUUUAGACGAAGCUGAUAGAAUGUUUGACAUGGGAUAUGAAAAAGAUAUAUCUGGUAUAGUAAGUGCUUUGAAAGUAUCACUUCCAAGUCAAAAUACUGGUUACGAUGCCAUGAAAAUAUUGCGUCAAAAUAUAACGAAAGCAGAUCUUGAACAUCUGGAAAGUAAUAGUGAUUUAGAAAAAUCUCAAAACGAUAAACAUAAAGAUUUAAUCGUUAAAUCAAACAAGAGCACAAAUUUAAAAUCUGAGGAUGGUGAUAUUGAAGAUAAUGUUAAACGAAAACAAGUGUAUCAUUCCAGCAGUGAUGAUGAUUCCGAUCAAGGCGAGCCUUAUAUUAAGUCAAAAAAAUUAGAUAAACAGAAGGUUUGCUCAGACUUUACAACAAAGAAAGACUCUGAUCUGCAAAAAGAUGACACGCAAUACAGAGAAAAUGAUAGUAGUAGUGGAGAUGAAUCGAGAAGGCAGACAAUUUUACUUUCGGCGACAUUGACACAAGCGGUAGAAAAAUUAGCAGGUCUUGCUAUGAAUCAUCCUGUUUUUAUCGAUGCUGCGAAAGAAAAUUUGGAAACAACUGGUGGUGACGUGAACGAUCUCAACGAGGAUUUAGUAGUCCCACAAAGUGUGAAUCAAAGUUAUAUCGUCACGCCUCCAAAACUCAGAAUGGUGACUUUAAGUGCUUAUAUCGCCGGGAAGUGCCAGAGCCAUGGUCAACACAAAAUAUUAAUAUUUAUGGCCACUCAAGAUAUGGUUGAUUAUCACACGGAGAUCUUAUCAUCUGUAUUGACUAAACCCAUUGACGAAGAUGACGAUGAUUCUGAUCCUUUAGUCGAUGUAGAAUUCUUUAAAUUGCACGGUAGUAUGACCCAAAAAGAACGAACGGAGGUCUUCAAAACUUUCAGACAGGCAAAGAGUGGAGUUCUACUCUGUACGGUGAGUAAUACUUUGCAUAUAAUGUCUAAUACCUAGAUAUUUUCAAUUGUUUCGCGAAAGCUUAUACAUAACUAUAGUAGAAAAGGUUCACAUGAUGAUUUUAUGAAAACAACGAAACUGUUUUGCAAGAAUAAAAAUUGUUAUAAAACAGUGGCAAAUAAGAAGGAAAGGAGUGAAGGAAGAAGGAAAGAGCAGAAGAAAAGCUAGGGAUACGGGUGGCAUUCCCCGAGCAGUAAAUUACCCCGUGGCUUAUUCUUUCAGGACGAAAUUUAAUAUCUCCGGACCCACGCUGUGUCCGGAGGUUAAAAAUUAUGCGCGCACAUGAAGCCUUCGUAACGAGUAUAAUUAUGAUUGUUUGCCCGUUAUAUGCCAGCCAGUUCUAAUUGUUUUCUACAUUUAAAUGGCGAAUGCUCGCAUUAAUAAUACUUAUCGUGACGGAGAGAUUUCAUUGGAAAAACCGUCAGUCCUGAUAGUCAUGAUAAUUUCUAAUUUUAGAAUGCAAGCUACGUGCUAUUUCGAAGAACGACGCAGCGCAACGAUUUAUGACCGAUAGACAACUUUCUUUCAUUUACUAAUUGCCAACGAAUCAAAUUAAUCGUGUAUCGAUAUAGUAGAUCAAUUUUCUGUUAUAUCGUGGCUCCAUGACAAUUUCUCAAUCAUUAUAAUUAGCGGUGAAAGUUACGGAUCUUGACGUCCGAUAAAUAUCAUUAAAAAUGCAGUAGUAAUAAUUAAAUUCAUUAUCGUUUACUCUGCAAUUCUUUUCCUCGUCGGUUAACAUGAAUUUAAAACGCCACUUAACUGAAGAAAAAGGAAGAGACCAUCAAAGUCCGGCGGAAGGUACAAAUUUUAAAAUUCAUGAUCCACGACACGCAACAGUGUUACACAUUGCUCAUAGCUGGGAUUAAUUUCUUUUAAUCAGGCGAUUGCAUCGUUGAUUCAACACGUGUUUCACGGUAAUUUGUUACAGCUUGUCAUUAUUCUUCCUGCCUUCUUCAUUAAAAUCUACACAAACCGCUUAAUAUUGCUAUUAAGAUUAUCGAGCCGAUAUACGAAUCGAAGAAUAUUUAAAGGAAAACAUAAAGAUUGUUCAAACGUUUUCACUUUCGUUUUCGUUCAAAUUUUGGCUCUUCAUCCUCAAAAGGUAUACAAACGUUGAUCCCAGAGAGCACGAACAACGAUGGCAACCGCCUACAUUUUACAGCGUCACUUGAACGGAGAUUCUAUGGCAGCAUUAUUAAUUUCCACGUUGAAAACUCACGAGAGCCCCUGCGGAUGGAAUGUUCCGCGAUUCUCAGCGGUGGUGAAUCCGGAUCCACGAGGUGAUCUAUGGUCCGAGUGAGAUGUUUUGAACGGACGAUCCGUUCUCGAUCCUCCGAGCCACGAUCGCGGCCUCUCUCCUAAACGAUCGUUUGUCUUAAUCGCUGCCAUCGAUCGCUCCUCGUCCCUGUUUUCGUUACAUUAUAUCGCAUCGGUGGCAGCCGCGGUGCUUGUUUCGUCGAAAGAUACGUGGGCGUCUUCGGCCACAUUUCACUUUAUCAGACUAUAUCUCUUGGCCGAGUUCUAAUCGAACUUGUUUAUAACUGCCGAUCAAUUGUCGCGUCUCUCGAAAUAUUCCUUCUCAAGGAAAUGGUCAUUUCACAUAUCAUAUUUAUGUAGCACGUUUAUCGAGGGAAAGCAGCACUGUAAUUAGCAUGGACGAAACAAAGUCACGACGAUGAAACAUCGUUCGCCGGGACGGUAUUUUAUUUCCAUAGGGCAAACUUCUUUCUUGUUUUCCUUCAGCCCGGCGCCUGGGCCGUUGCGUCGUAGGAUCGCGUCGAAUUAAUUCGAUAAAAAGGUAUAAAAAGGAGGAAGACAGACACAUCCGUAUCGUGCCGCGAAAGAAUUUUCGGGGCCGCGACGCCCCCCCACUGGUGGUCCGGGAUUAGUCUCCAGGGUCGUCAAGCAGAAACUCGAUGUGCUCCGUUCGGUGAAUCAUUGGUUAACCGAACGCAAGGAAAUCAGGGCCGUGCUCAAACGUUCACCGUUGGGGUUCCACAGCGGGCGCUCGCUGCCAGCCGCGCGCAUUCACCUUCGUACAAAACGAGAAGUCGACACGGAUGUUGCAGCUCGUGGAUUGGACCUGCCAAAAGUGGACUGCGUGAUUCAAUACACAGGGCCAACGUCUGCCAGGGAUUACGUGCAUCGAAUCGGUAGAACCGCGCGAGCUGGUUCUUCCGGUUCGGCGACUAUCUUUUUGACCCCGGCAGAGAUCGAAUUCGUCCGGAUGCUCGAGUCUAGGCGCAUCAGAAUCAGACAAGAGAGCAUGGACGAUAUUUUGGACAAACUGUUGACUCCCCUGUCGAGACAUUCCUCUGCUCAUAAUGCCGCGAUUGCGCUUCAGAAUGAAUUCGAAACCAUGGUUCUCGAGGACACGAAACUCCGAGGAAAAGCGUGCAAAGCGUACACCUCGUGGAUGCGUUUCUACUCCAGCUACCCCCGCGACAUGCGGGAGAUUUUCAAUCGGAGGACUGCCCAUUUAGGUCACUACGCGAAGAGCUUCGCGCUGAGGGAAACUCCGCAGCGGAUCGGCGGAAUGGGAAAGAAACUGCACGAGAAGGACAACUCGCAGCAACAGCAUAACAACAGGCUCACGAAUGAAAAGCCCGACGGGGAGCCGGUGAAGAAGCAAAAGCGUCAAGGUGACGAACCGAAGAUGGGGUUGCUGAAGAGAGUCAGAAUGCUUAACACCUCCGAGUACGACAGCGGCCUCGAGCCCGCGAAGAAGCCAAAGAAGUCCUGAGCUUCGCAUUAUCGCCUCAACUACUAGAAAACAAAAUGCGAUUUCGUUACCGUGAUUCCCACCUCUCGUGUAAAUAGCUCUCUCCCUUCUUAAGCGUACGGUUAACCGGAAAAUCAGGUUACUCGCAUUUUGACGAUUUUAUUCAAACUGUUUACUCAUUCCAUUAUACCGCGCAAUGUACACACAUAUAUAUGUAUAUGUGUGUAUAUCGUGUUUCGUAGAUCGAUUUGAUUUUUUUUUUUUUGUUUUUAUAUAUAAAAACGUAGUCUUUCGUACGAUGUUCGUACGCUACAAAAAUACGAAAUGUUUGAAUAUUGUUGACGGAAUAAAUUCAGCGUGCUCGUAAA